AUGGCCGCGGCAUCAGCGAGCGCGGGCUGGGCGCAGCUACGGCAGCAAGCGAGGUCGUUGGAGACCCAGACGGAGAACUUGUUCCAUACGUAUUCGCAGUUCUCGUCGGCCGCCAACAUCCCCCCCAAGCCGUCCGGGGAGGAGCGCAGCACGGAAGCCAAGAUUGAGGAAUUGCUAGACAAGGCAAGUCUCGAUGCAGCCAGCCCCCGCGACUCGACAAUCUCCCAACUAGCGCGGCUUCUCGACUCGGAAACCACGCUCACUUCAUCGGCCCUCAAGCAGAACAACCUGUCGCUGCUCCGCGAGAAGCUGGCUGCUCACAGACGCGACCUCGACCGACUGCGCGGCGCGCUCCGGCAGGCCCGUGACCGAGCCAACCUCCUCACAAAUGUCCAGUCUGACAUUGACAACUUUCGCGCCAACAACCCCGAGACCGCCGAGGCGGAGUACAUGCUCGAGGAGCGGAGCCGCAUCGACAACAGCCACAGCAUGGCGGACAGUGUGCUGAGCCAGGCGUACGCCGUGCGGGAGAACUUUCUCCUGCAGCGCGAGUCGCUGGCCAAUAUCAACCGGCGAAUCACCAUGGCUGCGAGCAAAGUGCCUGGCAUCAACGGGCUGAUCACCAGGAUAUCGGCAAGGAGGAGGAGGGAUGGCAUCAUCAUGGGGAGCUUCAUUGCGUUCUGCUUUCUGCUCUUCUUUUGGUUCUCAUGA
This is a messenger RNA of Metarhizium album ARSEF 1941, 711 nucleotides long. Its product is annotated as Golgi SNAP receptor complex, subunit 1. Gene Ontology annotation, cellular component: cis-Golgi network; SNARE complex; Golgi membrane. The transcript has 3 exons. Gene Ontology annotation, molecular function: SNAP receptor activity. Bases 1 to 711 code for a protein of 236 amino acids. The record is from RefSeq and is a predicted model, not a curated record. Lineage: Eukaryota; Fungi; Ascomycota; Sordariomycetes; Hypocreales; Clavicipitaceae. Gene Ontology annotation, biological process: endoplasmic reticulum to Golgi vesicle-mediated transport; vesicle fusion.